Messenger RNA from Actinia tenebrosa (Australian red waratah sea anemone), 1382 nucleotides. RefSeq names its product 2-oxoisovalerate dehydrogenase subunit beta, mitochondrial. The record is from RefSeq and is a predicted model, not a curated record. Lineage: Eukaryota; Metazoa; Cnidaria; Anthozoa; Actiniaria; Actiniidae. Gene Ontology annotation, cellular component: oxoglutarate dehydrogenase complex. Gene Ontology annotation, biological process: branched-chain amino acid catabolic process; response to nutrient.
GGAAGAAAACAAGAUGGCGGCCACAACGUGUCGAGUACAACGACUUUUAACAUCAAAUAUUCUGGCCUCAAGCUACAGAUCCUUGUCUUCGAGAUUAUCAAAUAUAUCAAAGAAUACUCAGGCUUUGAAAAGAUGUGCAUCAACGUUUUCUUAUGUCCCCGAAAAGGCGGAUCCUUCCCUCGGGGAGACGAAAAAAAUUAAUUUAUUCCAGGCUUUAACUGAUGCUAUGGAUAUAGCGCUAGAUACAGAUCCUUCAGCAGUAAUUUUUGGUGAAGAUGUGGCAUUUGGUGGUGUUUUCCGAUGUACAGUAGGUCUAAGAGAGAAACAUGGCAAGGAUAGAGUCUUCAACACUCCUCUGAGUGAGCAGGGUAUUGUCGGGUUUGGCAUUGGAUUGGCUACAGCUGGGGCAACAGCCAUUGCUGAGAUUCAGUUUGCUGAUUACAUCUUCCCUGCCUUUGAUCAGUUGGUGAAUGAGGCAGCUAAGUUUAGAUAUCGUUCUGGUAAUUUAUUUGACUGUGGUGGUCUAACAGUGCGGGCUCCCUGUGGUGCUGUAGGGCACGGAGCUCAUUAUCAUUCCCAGUCUGUUGAGAGUUUCUUUGCUCAUGUCCCUGGACUCAAGGUUGUCAUUCCCAGAGGUCCGAUCCAAGCCAAAGGACUGUUACUGGCCGCCAUCAGGGAUCCCAACCCUGUUGUAUUCUUUGAACCAAAAAUACUUUACAGACAAUCAGUUGAAGAAGUUCCAGUCAAAGACUAUAUACUGCCACUAUCACAAGCUGAAAUUUUACAAAAAGGAACAGACUUAACACUUGUCGGCUGGGGUACCCAGGUGCACGUGCUACAAGAGGUGUCCAAGAUGGCCCAGGAUCAGCUGGGUGUCAGCUGUGAAUUGAUUGAUUUACGAACCAUCAUGCCAUGGGAUAAGGAGACUGUCAUCCAGUCAGUAAUGAAGACUGGCAGACUACUUGUAGCUCACGAAGCAUGUCACACUGGAGGAUUUGGUGGUGAGAUUUCCAGUACCAUCCAGGAAAACUGUUUUCUGUCUCUUGAGGCCCCAGUUCAGAGAGUUUGUGGUUGGGACACACCUUUUCCUCACAUAUUAGAGCCAUUUUAUCUGCCUGACAAGUGGAGAUGCUUUGAAAGUGUCAAGAAAGUCAUGAAUUACUAAACUUUAAAACUUUAAAUGGAUAAACUUCUGAACGCAAAACUGUGUGGUGCUUCUGGGGAAAUUCAGUCUUCUGUGACUGUAAGGGUUGUUAGAUGGAGUGUUGUGUGACAAUGCUAACAGAGGCAAUUGUAGACUAGGAAUCCCAUGAAACAUUGCUACAGUGUGACUUGUUCAGAAGGCAAAUAACACAGAAAAAAUACAUCAUUAUUUAAAAAGU